UCUGUUAUGUACCACGAAAAUUACAAACGAUACUCUUAAUGUCUGGAAUGGACGCACUACAGUUUAUCUGGCUUGUGGUGGCUCUAACGACCUCGUACACUGCGUCCGUGAAAGUCGUGCCCUUCCAAUUUCCCCAGACGCCUGUUGUUGGGGACACCAUUCGCGUCGCAUGUUACACCAGUGCAGUGAGCACCUCGCUCACUUUCAAGUGGAAGAAAGACGGCCUUCCACUAGAAAGUAGAAGCACUGUACUUCUUAAAAGGCUCGAAGAUAUUUCGACCUUGCUCCUUGGACCGGUCACGGUGGAAGAUUCUGGGAACUACACAUGCGAGGCGUCAACGAUGCAGUCGAGGGAUUCGUACACGGCUCAGCUUCAGGUGUAUGCGCCGCCUUCGUGGAUUAAGCACCCACACGACUACACGGCCGUGGAAGGAACCAAUGUAACCGUACCUUGCAGUGUGACUGGUCAUCCAAUCCCGACUGUAACGUGGCAACGAGACGCGGGUAAGGAUGUUCGAAGCAUGCCAUGAUGUGUCUAGUGUUCUCUCAUAACUCUCGACAGCUUUCUU
Molecule: messenger RNA, 569 nt
Organism: Ornithodoros turicata
Lineage: Eukaryota; Metazoa; Arthropoda; Arachnida; Ixodida; Argasidae
Product: leucine-rich repeats and immunoglobulin-like domains protein 1
Exons: 3
Coding region: 39-530 (163 amino acids)
Source: RefSeq, a predicted model, not a curated record